Molecule: messenger RNA, 699 nt
Organism: Cucurbitaria berberidis CBS 394.84
Lineage: Eukaryota; Fungi; Ascomycota; Dothideomycetes; Pleosporales; Cucurbitariaceae
Product: ribonuclease-like protein P complex subunit Pop4
Exons: 2
Coding region: 1-699 (232 amino acids)
Biological process (GO): rRNA processing; tRNA 5'-leader removal
Cellular component (GO): ribonuclease MRP complex; ribonuclease P complex
Molecular function (GO): ribonuclease P RNA binding
Source: RefSeq, a predicted model, not a curated record
AUGACCGACUCAAAGGGCACCCCAUUCGCUCAAGCCCUCCUCGGGCGUGCUUUUUCUCCCGAUACAGCAGCUACACACUACACCGAGCGCGUCAUCAAGCGCCCGCUGAACAUCCGCGCAACCUCCCCAACACCAUCCGCACGCGCAGUCCGUCGGCAAACCCUCCACGAGCGCAAACAAGAGCAACAAAAACGCAGUAAAAACAAGCCCCGCCCGCUAUCUGCUGCUCAGAAGAGGAAGCUAUGUCUGAAUGAGAUUCCCAAGGAGCAGCAGAAGUAUGCGAUAUACGAGCCUUUGCACAGUCUCUGGGUUGGGUACAUGCGGGAAAUUCUGGGCUUGAACGACGCUGAGCGGGCUGUCCAUGUGACACCGAAUGCGAGUGGCCAGAUGCUGGCUAGUGCGGAUAUGCAUGGUGCGCUGCUCAGCGUGGUGAGGAGCCGGUGUGUGAGUCGCGUUGGCUUGGAAGGCAUCGUCGUCCGCGAUACCAGGUUCACGUUUGAGAUCAUCACCAGGCGAAAUGUAGUCAAGGCGGUACCCAAGGAGCACACGGUGUUCCGCUUCGAAAUCCCUCUACCUGCUAAAGAAGGAGAGGAAGUGAAAAAGCCACUCGUAUUCGAGAUAUUUGGCGAGCAGUUCCAGACACGAGCGGCUGAUCGCGCGAACAAGAAGUUUAGGAUCCAUUAUCAGCCGGACCUAUGA